UAUCUCCAGAUUCUCCACUCUUCUUGUGGCCCCAACACCCUUGUGAAAAGAGAUAAGAUUCUUGUGCCUAACAAGCUUUUCACAACCAAUGGUGACCAAAAAGAGCCCUGCAACAUAACUCAUAAGUCACAACCUUUCCAAUCUUCCAAGAAACUCCUUCCACCUAUCUUUUUUACUGUUAAAUAAUCAUCUAACAAAAAAAAGUCAAAGUACAAAAUAAACAUGACUGAACUCAAAGAGGAUCAAGAAGAUCAACAACCAAAAAACCAACGUCUCUGUGAUUUUUGUAAUGAUAAUAUUGCACUUGUUUACUGUAGAGCAGAUUCAGCUAAGCUUUGUUUUAGCUGUGACCGUGAAGUUCAUUCUACUAAUCAGCUUUUCACUAAACAUACACGUUGGUUACUAUGUGACCUUUGUGAUACUUCACCAGCUUCUAUAUAUUGCAGUACAGACAGUUCUGUUUUUUGUCAGAACUGUGAUUGGGAAUCACAUAAACAACAGUUACAUGAAAGGAGACCACUUGAAGGUUUUACUGGAUGUCCUUCUGUAACUGAGUUGUUGUCAAUUCUUGGUUUUGAAGAUUUGGGAAAGAAAGAACUUUUGUGUGGUGACUACUCUUGUGAUGGAGGUGUUGGUGGAUAUGGUUUCUCUGAUUGGCUUGUUUGGGAUACUCCUUCUGUUGUUAGUCUUGAUGAUUUGAUUGCUAAUAAUGAUUCUGUACCACCCAAUUUUCAAGCUAUUGGUGUUCCCCCUUUGCCAAAGAACCGAAAUGCUGCAUGUGGGAAACACAAGGAAGAAAUACUUUCUCAGCUUCGUGAACUAUCAAAGUUGGAACCAAAUUCCACUGAUGAGCAAGAUGAAACUGUACCAAUUAUAGGAUUUCAAUCUAUGGAACCUGCCCAAAUGCGUCAAUCGGGAUUAAAAGGUUCAGGUUUUAUGCAGAACUCAGAGCAACAUGUAGUUCCUUCGUCUGAGGGAAGUGGCUUUCAUUGGUGUGGUGAUACUGGCGAAUUCGCAGAUCAAGGCUUUUCUUCUUCCUUAGCAGAUUGCUUCAUUGAGACAAAGUGUUUACUUCCCGACAGAGAUUCAGAUGUUGGUGAUACUUCCGGUGGAGCAAAGGAAGAACAAUCUCAUAAUCCUCCUACUGCUGAAACAUUUCAAAUGGUACCUAAAGUUGCUCAUCGAGAGUUAAACAGCCAAGAAAGAGAGACUGCCGUGUCACGGUACAAAGAGAAGAAGAAAACAAGGAGAUAUGAGAAGCAUAUUAGGUACGAGUCAAGGAAGGCUCGCGCAGAAAGUAGGACGCGAAUCAAGGGGCGUUUUGCCAAGAUGGAUUACAAGGAUUCCUCAUUGCAUCAGUAGUGUAAGGUUAUCAUUUCCAAAUAAGGUUGCAAAAGCAAACAAUCUAGGACAUUUUGCUGGAUCAUCGGUAUACUGAAUGAAGGUUUUGUUAAUUCUGUCAUGUGGACUGCAAAUCUUUUGUCAGCUCGAUCGCCGGUUCUAUAGAGGCAAUAGGGAGUCUUUUCUUUCAGCAUGUGUUUAUAAUCAUUUGUAAAGCUAAAGUUGAUAAAACAUGUAGCUUUCCUGAUAGAGAAGGGAAGAAAGUGAGAUUUAGUAUAGAUGUUUCAUCUAGCUUGCUGUGGUAUGUAGGCUUUUGCUGUUCAGCUCGUACCUCAUUAUAAUGUCUAAUCAAAUUAGUCGACUUUUGCAUUCUAUGUUAACAGCUGGUUUGUAUAUUGUUAAUUAUUUUGUUAAGCUUCA
Messenger RNA from Lycium ferocissimum, 1761 nucleotides. Its product is annotated as zinc finger protein CONSTANS-LIKE 13. The coding region runs from base 223 to 1362 and encodes 379 amino acids. The record is from RefSeq and is a predicted model, not a curated record. The transcript has 4 exons. Lineage: Eukaryota; Viridiplantae; Streptophyta; Magnoliopsida; Solanales; Solanaceae. Gene Ontology annotation, molecular function: zinc ion binding; protein binding.